Messenger RNA from Penicillium maclennaniae, 1785 nucleotides. RefSeq lists its product as uncharacterized. The record is from RefSeq and is a predicted model, not a curated record. NCBI's taxonomy places the organism in Eukaryota, Fungi, Ascomycota, Eurotiomycetes, Eurotiales, Aspergillaceae. The transcript has 7 exons. Gene Ontology annotation, molecular function: FAD binding. The coding region runs from base 1 to 1785 and encodes 594 amino acids.
AUGUCCCCGCACUUUAGCAGCCCUGUUUCUCACGAGGAGAUCCCCAUUCUUAUUGUAGGAGGUGGACCUUCCGGUCUCCUCCUUGCCCAUUUACUUGCACAGUUAAAUGUCCGAUCUCUGAUCAUCGAGCGCUAUCCUUCAAGACUGGCGGCCCCCAAAGCACAUGCGCUUUCUCCCAGGUCUCUUGAAAUAUGCCGACAGGCCGAUCUUGACGUGAAUGAGAUUCGCAAGAUCGGGAGUCCUCGCAGCGAUGCCUAUUGGGUGAACUUCGUGACCAGUCUUGCUGGGAAACAGGUCGGCCGUCUACCCUAUGAGCGAAUGGAUAAGGAGGUGUUGAAUGACACUCCCACAAUGAUUCACAAUAUUCCUCAGCCGGCUUUCGAAGCAUUCGUUGCUGAAAAGUUGGCUAAGAGCGAUCUUGUCGAGAUACGCAAGAAUCACUCAUUCACGAGCUUGGAGCAGGGUGGCGGCUUUGUUGUAACGACUGUUGAGGACCGCGGGGCUCAAAGAGAGUACAAGAUCAGAUCUCGCCAUGUGGUCGCUUGUGAUGGGGCCAAAAGUGCUGUUCGAAAAUUCCUCGGGGUCACUUGUGAGGGAGAAGAACCUUGUGAAACCAUGAUGACGAUUCACUUUAACGCUGACCUGAAGCCUGUGAUCGGAGAUCGGGUCGGCAUGUUGCAUUGGGUUAUGGAUCCCUUGGUGUCUGGGUUCAUUAUCGGUUAUGAUUUGUCUGGAAACCAGGUCUUGAUUUGCAACUUUGACUCCAAGAAGCACCCAGUGGACUCAUGGACCGAGGAGCACUGUCGUUGCGUUAUAGAUGCGGCUCUCGGGAUGAAGACUUCUUACGAUGUGCUCAGCUAUCGACCAUGGAUCUUAAGUCGAAAGGUGGCCCAAUCCUAUCGAGUUAACCGGGUCUUUCUGGCUGGUGAUGCCGCGCACUCUUUCCCACCCACUGGCGGCCUUGGCCUGAACUCGGGACUUGGCGACGUUCACAAUCUUGCAUAUAAGCUCACCGCGGUUCAUCAAGGAUGGGGCGGCGAAAGACUACUGGACACUUAUCAGUCCGAACGCCGUCAAGUCGCACUUGUGAACUCCAACCAAAGUGUAAAGAACGGAAAGCAGAUCUUUGGCUUGUUGAAAGUCCUUGGCAUGACAGAUCUAGAUGUCGAAGUCUGCAGACAGAACCUGUACCACAAUAUUCAAGAUGCUGAUGCAAUGGUUGAAAUUAACAAAGGUAUUGAAGACCAGCGCGAGCAUUUCGACAAUCUCGGUCUACACAUCGGAUAUGUCUACGGCGACAACGAAAUUCCCACGAACGUGUCUCGUUAUCAAGCUUCUUGUGUCCCUGGAGCCCGGCUUCCUCAUACUUGGAUCAAGUUUUGUUCCGAGGUAAAGCAUUUACCUGCCGUCGAUAACUCCUACGUGCAUGAGCUAUCGGAAAAUGAGCUCUCUGAGAAGCAAUUUUCCACAUUGGAUCUAUGCGGUCUGGACACUUUGACUCUUCUUGUUGACACGACUAAUGCUUCUCAUUUCAAAUGGGUCAUUGAGGGUAUCAUCAAAGAGCUACCUCGGGAAGUUGCAAGUAUCUUACCUAUGAAGCUUAUUAUUCAUGGAGCCGAUUUUGUCCUUCAGGCUGGACCGGAAGCGCAGAAGUGGGCCGAGUUGAUGGAAUUGAGGAAACAGGCCAUUCUCGUCCGUCCAGAUCAGCAUAUCUUGGCGUGUCUUCCAAGUAACAGCGGACCCACGCAGCUCUUGAAGUGUUUGGUAGGACACUUUGGGUGGUAG